AUGGCGAUAUGCCGUUGGGCAGGAUACCCAAACCUUUUUAUAACAUUCACAUGCAACGCAAAGUGGCCAGAAAUCCAGUAUAUGCUAGAUGAAAUAGGAAGCAAACAAAAACCAGCAGAUCGACCAGAAAUUAUAGACCGAGUCUUCAUGAUAAAACUAAGAGAGCUACUAGGAGACAUAGUGGAAGGAAAACACUUCGGAGAAACUACAUCAGUUCUCUACACAAUAGAGUUCCAGAAAAGAGGACUCCCGCACGCCCACAUAUUGGUAUUUCUUAAAGACAAGAGAAAGUUCUAUGAUCCAACACACAUCGAUGAUAUAAUAUGUGCUGAAAUCCCAGACAAGAAUGAAGACCCAAAAGCCUAUGCAGCUGUUGAGAAUUUCAUGAUGCAUGGCCCAUGUGGAGAAGCAAACCCAAAUUCUUCAUGUAUGAUGGACAGUAGAUGCAACAAGUACUUUCCAAAAAGAUACAACUCAGAUACUACAAUCGAUGAAGAUGGUUUUCCAAUAUACAAGAGGCAAGACAAUGGGAGAGAAAUCAAAAAAGGAAAUACAACACUAGACAACAGAUUUGUCGUGCCCUACAACAGGAAUCUGUUGGUCAAGUUUCAAGCUCACAUAAAUGUCGAGUGGUGCAAUAGGUCUAGGUUGAUCAAAUACUUAUUCAAGUACAUUCACAAAGGCGAUGACUAUGUAGUAGGACUAAUAAAGAAAAAGGACAAAUCGAACAAUGAAAUUGACGAGAUUAAGAAAUACCUACAAAUGAGAUACAUAUCAACAACUAAAGCAUGUUGGCGGCUAUUCCAGUUUGAACUAAGUUAUCGAGAUCCACCUGUUGAGAGGCUAAAUUUUCAUCUAGAGAAUAAGCAACAAGUUAUUUUUCCAGAUUCGACUGAUAUUGAUAAGAUACUAAGAAAGGAGGCAGUGAAGAAAACUAAAUUUACUGAAUGGAUGGAGGCGAACAAGGAGUACGAAGAAGCAAGAAGAUUAACAUAUGCAGAUUUCCCUACUAAAUGGGUCUGGAUCGCUAAAGAUAACAAAUGGAAAAAGAGGAAAAAAGGAUAUGCAAUCGGAAGGAUAUACUAUGCACAUCCUGCAAGUGCAGAAAGAUACUAUCUCAGGAUGCUACUAAACACUGUCAAAGGAUGCAAAACAUAUGCGAACAUAAGAACAAUAAAUGGAGUUAUUCAUCCAACAUUUAAAUCAGCAUGCCAGGCGAUGGGAUUCCUUGAUGAUGACAAAGAAUGGAUAGAAUGCAUCAAUGAGGUAGCUAACUGGGCAACAGGAACACAGCUACGCAAGCUAUUCACCACCAUAUUAUCCCACUGUGAAGUUACUGAACCCAAAAGACUAUGGGAGUCUACUUGGGAAGCUUUGUCCGAAGACAUCCAACACAAGAGAAGACUAAUCCUAAAUUUUCCAACACUGCAACUGAAAGAAUCCCAAAAGAAAUCAUAUACUUUGAUCAAAAUAGAGAAAAUAAUGCGACAAGCAGGAAAGUCACUAAAGGACUACUCAGGAAUAGAACUGCCAAACGCAGAUGAGCUAGAACAACUUGGGAAUCGAUUGAUAAACGAAGAGCUUAACUACGACAGGGACCUCUUGAAGAAUGAGCAUCUCAACAUACUCAACAAUCUAAAUCCUGAACAGAAAAAAGCAUACGAUGGAAUCAAUCGACAAUAA
Molecule: messenger RNA, 1683 nt
Organism: Phragmites australis (common reed)
Lineage: Eukaryota; Viridiplantae; Streptophyta; Magnoliopsida; Poales; Poaceae
Exons: 2
Coding region: 1-1683 (560 amino acids)
Source: RefSeq, a predicted model, not a curated record